CUCAAUCUCUCUAGGUGCAUACUCCAAGCUGUCACUUUGACUUGCAAGAACGACAGCGUGGACAUCUGUGCUUCAGCAGGAUCGUCAUGAGACUGGUACUUCCCAACCCAGGGCUGGAUCGCCGGAUCCUCAACCAUAAGGAUCUGGAGAGGCUGGAGGAACAGGGCGACAGUGACAGGCCCAAGUGGGACAACAAAGCCCAGUACAUCCUAACAUGUGUUGGAUUCUGCAUUGGGAUUGGCAACGUGUGGCGAUUUCCUUACUUGUGUCAAAGUCAUGGAGGAGGUGCCUUUUUGAUCCCCUACCUCAUCCUGCUGGUGCUGGAGGGAAUGCCGCUCCUGCUACUGGAGUUUGCCAUUGGCCAACGUCUGAGGAAAGGUAGCGUGGGAGUGUGGAGGUCCAUCAGCCCCUAUCUGACUGGUAUUGGUAUAGCCUCCAUGCUGGUGUCCUUUUUGGUUGGACUGUACUACAACACUUUAAUAGCCUGGAUCAUGUGGUAUCUCUUCAAUUCCUUUCAAAGCCCACUGCCUUGGACCCAGUGUCCUCUCAAUGACAAUGGGACAGGAUUUGUACCUGAGUGUCAACAGAGCUCCACUGUGGAUUAUUUCUUUUACCGAGUGACUCUGAACAGUUCAGCCUCUAUAGCGGACUCUGGAGGAAUCCACUGGCCCAUAGUGGUCUGCCUGUUGGCUGCCUGGACAUUCAUCUGUAUCUGUUACAUACGUGGGAUCGGCACUUCAGGCAAGGCAGUGUACGUCACUGCCAUCCUGCCGUACAUAGUGCUGGCCAUCUUCCUGAUCCGAGGACUGACUCUCAAAGGAGCCCUGAGUGGAAUAAAGUUCCUCUUCACACCAGACGUGAAUGAGUUGAUGAACCCCACAACAUGGCUGGAUGCAGGCGCCCAGGUCUUUUAUGCCUUCAGUAUAGCAUGGGGAGGCCUCAUCUCCUUCUCAAGCUACAAUCCCAUUCACAACAACUGCAUGCAAGACGCCGUGAUCCUCACCGCCGUAACCGGCUUCACCUCGGUCUAUGCCGCCAUGGUCACCUACACCAUAAUCGGCUUCAGGGCCACUGAGAAUUAUGACAAGUGUAUCAGUGAAAACAUCAUGACAUUAUUGAAUGCAUUCGAUCUUCCUGAAGACAACAUCACUACGAGCAACUAUGAGGCAGCAUUCAAUCACCUCAACAGCUCCCAUCCUGACAUUGUUCUUGGACUGGAUAUCAAGACGUGUGACAUGCAGAGGCUUCUCAGCGAGGGAGUGGAGGGAACAGGUCUGGCCUUUAUUGUGUUCACAGAGGCCAUCACCAAGAUGCCUGGUUCUCCAAUCUGGUCUGUCCUCUUUUUCCUCAUGCUACUCUGCUUGGGGCUCUCGACCCUGAUUGGCAACAUAGAAGGAGUGGUGGUCCCCUUGAGAGACCUGAAGAUGCUUCCUCAAAAUUGGCCCCAAGAAGCCCUAACUGGAACAACAUGUGUUGUCGCCUUCCUCAUCUCCCUCCUGUUUGCGCAGCAUUCAGGGUUUUAUUGGGUAACUCUCUUCGACAGCUUUGCUGGAUCGGUUCCACUUCUGACCAUUGGACUGUUUGAGUUGAUAGCGGUCGUUCACAUAUACGGCAUAGACAGGUUCAAUGAGGACUUGGAGUUCAUGAUCGGACAUAAGCCGUCGAUCUUCUGGCAGUUGUCAUGGCGGUUCGUCAGCCCUCUGAUCAUCCUGGUUAUUUUAGUUUUCUACCUGGUGAUCCAAGCUCAAGAGGAGCUCUCCUAUUUAGUCUGGGACCCCAACUCUGAGGAGUUUCCGGCUCUGGUAUCAGUACCAUAUCCUUCAUGGGUCAACGCAGCCAUAUUCCUUUUGGCAGGAGUCCCCAGUCUGAUAGUGCCUGUAUAUGCAUUAUGUCGGCUGGUCUUGGUUUGCUGUAGAAAAAUGACUACAUCCACAAAAUGAGCACAGUUUCCAACAGUGAUUAAAACAUCAUGACAUUUUAUAAUAUAACAAUAUGCAUCUUUAUUUAAUGUGUUGUGUUGCUUUGUAAACCAUGUAUGUGACUUACACCUGCAAACUUUGUGUGACAAACAUAUAUAUAUAUAUAUAUAUAUAUAUAUGUACACACACGUAUAUAACUGAUGUUUAACAUAUAAAUAGACAAGGAGCAGACUCAGUCACCUCAAGCAUCAUAUUUUUUUGUGAUGUAAAUAUUUUUGCUGUGACAUAUUUUUAAGAGAAAAUAAUUAUUGUGUAUUACUUUUGUAAAUGUUUGAGUUCCAAAAGUGAUUAAAACUAUUUAAACGA
Molecule: messenger RNA, 2285 nt
Organism: Scophthalmus maximus (turbot)
Lineage: Eukaryota; Metazoa; Chordata; Actinopteri; Pleuronectiformes; Scophthalmidae
Product: sodium-dependent neutral amino acid transporter B(0)AT1
Exons: 12
Coding region: 87-1940 (617 amino acids)
Biological process (GO): sodium ion transmembrane transport
Cellular component (GO): membrane
Source: RefSeq, a predicted model, not a curated record